CAGUUUUGCUCUCGUAAAUCACAGGUCUGGUCGAAUUAUUUUGAGGUCACUUUUUAGUCAACUCUAGGUCUGAAGAUUCAAUGAUGGAUCCAUACAAUUUUACAAACUGUCCUCUCAAUAACAACUCAUCCGAUUAUGAAGAUUACUAUGAAGAUUAUUAUGAUGAGUAUACAGAUCUCAGGAAAUCUCUUAACAUCAUGUCAAUCAUUGUAUACAGUCUGGAUUUUGUACUUGGAGUGGUGGGCAAUGGCAUUGUCAUUUGGGUUACUGGAUUCAAAAUGAAAAAGACGGUCAACACGGUCUGGUUUCUGAACCUUGCUGUAGCAGACUUCCUCUUCACAUUGUUUCUUCCUCUCAGUGUGGCUUACACGGCUAUGGGCUUCCACUGGCCUUCUGGCCAGUUCAUGUGCAAAUUCAACAGCACACUUAGUUUAAUCAACAUGUUUGCCAGUGUGUACAUCCUAGUUGUGAUCAGUGUUGACCGCUGUUUGUCUGUGGUGUGUCCAAUCUGGGCACAGAACCAUCGGAAUGUGAGCCGAGCUUCUGUGGUGAGCUUCGGAGUUUGGUUAUUUGCCCUGGUGCUGAGCUCACCCUCCUUCGUCUUCAGGGACACUGCACUCCACAGCAACAAAAUCAUCUGCUACAACAACUUUGCAUUGUCUGAUGACUCUGAAACACCAGAGGUGGUGAGGCUCCGGUAUCGUGCCAUGAUCAUUACCCGUUUCAUCUUAGGCUUUGUGGUGCCUUUUGUGAUAAUCAUCUCCGGCUAUGCAGUCAUCAUCCUUCGUCUCCAAAGAAACCAUUCCAUGCCUGGCCGAACUGGACGCACCUUAAAGAUCAUUGCUGCUGUGGUCACCACCUUCUUCAUCUGUUGGGCUCCUUUCCAUAUCCUGGUGCUCAUUGAGAUGGUAAACCACGUGGAAAUGAAAUACAGCUACACCCUGCAAUAUGUCACCACUGUUGGAAUUCCCAUUGCGACCAGUUUGGCUUUCCUAAACAGCUGCCUGAACCCAUUGUUGUAUGUUUUCAUGGGACAAGACUUUAAAGUCAAGGUGCGCAAGUCAAUCCUGAAGGUUUUGGAAACUGCUUUCACAGAGGAAGCUUCACGUACAAAUACCUGCACAAAUUCUUUACAGAGUGACUCAUUUGGAUUUUAAUGCCAACAUAAAUAAAAGUGAGACACAUUAACCUGAAGAACUGGAACAAAAUAAUUUUAGUUUGUUUGAAGCUUUACAUUAAAACUGCCAUUCUCUCUAUGGGAAAUUCUUAUGUAAUGCAGAAUUUUUAUAUAUGUGUGUGUUUGUAAGAGAGAGAGAUUUAAUGAUAUACCCAUAAAGUAUUUGACAAAUAAAACUUGCUAUUGUAAGCAUAUAU
Molecule: messenger RNA, 1374 nt
Organism: Carassius auratus (goldfish)
Lineage: Eukaryota; Metazoa; Chordata; Actinopteri; Cypriniformes; Cyprinidae
Product: chemokine-like receptor 1
Exons: 2
Coding region: 81-1157 (358 amino acids)
Biological process (GO): phospholipase C-activating G protein-coupled receptor signaling pathway; positive regulation of cytosolic calcium ion concentration; inflammatory response
Cellular component (GO): plasma membrane
Molecular function (GO): complement receptor activity; G protein-coupled receptor activity
Source: RefSeq, a predicted model, not a curated record